This is a messenger RNA of Bactrocera oleae (olive fruit fly), 3611 nucleotides long. It is a transcript of the gene Rev1, whose product is annotated as Rev1 DNA directed polymerase. The record is from RefSeq and is a predicted model, not a curated record. NCBI's taxonomy places the organism in Eukaryota, Metazoa, Arthropoda, Insecta, Diptera, Tephritidae. Gene Ontology annotation, cellular component: nucleus. Gene Ontology annotation, biological process: error-prone translesion synthesis; error-free translesion synthesis. Gene Ontology annotation, molecular function: DNA-directed DNA polymerase activity; deoxycytidyl transferase activity; damaged DNA binding.
AAUCAGUUAUUUAACUGAAAGUUGGAUUGCAGGGUACCAAGUCACGAUUACUAAAAAUCCUAUACUUGCAUACAAAUUAACAUGGAAAGUAAAUAUAUCCACAUUGCAAAAGGUUUAAUACAUGAUCAAGAAAGGUAUAGUUUGAGGCAGUUUUGUUAACUCAAAAGCGUAAGUAUUGCAAAGUAUUUAUAUGAAUAAAACUCCAGCUUUCUAAUGUGUUUGAAUGCAGUAACAGUUCACAUUGUUUGUUGUGUUGCCAUGUUGAAUUUAUUUUAGCGAAAAAAUUGAGAUAAAAUUCAACUUUUAUGUCUGUUUAAUUUUCUAUUUCUGAACGCUGGCUGCAUAAACUGCGUAAACUAAGGAAAGCGUACACAUUUGCUUGUGCGAGUUUCACCUUUAUAUCGGAUUCAAUAAAUUAUCGAUAAAUAUAAAAUAUCAUAAAAGUCGAUUUUUCUUAAUUUCAUCAUAACUGCUUGUCCAAAAUGUGUAAACAAUCAUUUCAAAAAUCCUAUUAUUUAAAAUUUUAAAGUUUGUCAUCAAUAUGAAUGCAAAUGGAUUCGAACAAUGGGGGGGCUAUAUGGAUGCAAAAAUCACAAAGCUCGAGGAACAAUUUUCCGCAUCUAGCAAUCCCUACCGAAAAUCUAAUUUAUUUUCUGGAAUAUCCAUUUUUGUCAACGGUCUAACUAAUCCUUCAGCUGACGAGUUAAAACGAAUCAUGAUGGUCCAUGGAGGCAUCUACUAUCAUUAUGAACGUUCCCAUACCACUUACAUCAUAGCAUCUAAUUUGCCAGAUGUAAAAGUUCGUAAUAUGAAUACCAGUAAAAUUAUAAGCCCACAAUGGGUGGUCGACUCGGUAUCGCAGCCAAGCUUAGUCUUUAAGAAUGUUAAAAAGAGUGUUCGGGAGAAUAAUCAAUCAAUAAAAGAAAAUUACAAUGCCGCACAUAGUAAAGAAGUUGCAGUUCAGCACGAAACCAGUGCAUUGACAUAUGCUGAUAAAAUCAACAAUAAAGAUUUGGCGCGUACUGCUGUUGAUCCGAAAUUUCUUUCAGAAUUUUAUAAUAAUUCAAGAUUACAUCAUAUCGCAACACUUGGUGCUGGUUUUAAGCAGUACGUAUCCGAUUUGCGUGAUCGACAUGGUACAAACGGUUUUCCAGCACGAAAAGAACUGAAGGAAAAACUAAAUGUUAGUGUAAAUGUAAAGACUAGAACAUCUGCGAAAUAUGUCAUGCAUAUCGAUAUGGAUUGCUUCUUUGUGUCUGUUGGUCUGCGGAAACAUCCCGAAUUAAAGGGUCAACCAGUUGCUGUCACACAUUCAAAAGGCGGAGCGAGCGCAAAUGAGGUUCCCGUUCACCCAGGCGCUGACCGCAAAACUGAAAUGGAAUUGUUUGCAAAGCGUUUUGAGCAACAUUUACACAACAAUAUUUUAUCUGAGAAAGUGCGUGGAGGUUUCGAAGCUAAAAUGUCACUUUCGGAAAUUGCUUCAUGUAGCUACGAGGCCCGCGCCAAAGGUAUACGCAAUGGCAUGUUUGUCGGACAAGCUUUGAAUUUAUGCCCUGAAUUAAAGACCAUACCUUAUGAUUUCGAAGGCUACCGUGAAGUAGCUUACACCUUAUAUGAUACUAUAGCUCAGUAUACGUUAAAUAUUGAAGCUGUUAGUUGCGAUGAAAUGUUUGUUGAUCUAACAGAUAUAUUAGACGAGAUGCAGGUGGAACCAAUGGAAUUUGUGCGUGCUGUGCGCGAAGAAAUGCGAGCAAAAACUGGGUGUCCAUGCUCCGCAGGUGUAGGUGGAAAUAAGUUGCAAGCGCGCAUGGCAACAAAACAGGCCAAGCCAGAUGGUCAGUACUUAUUGCUGCCAGAAGUUGCUGAAGAGUAUAUGGCAGACAUAAAAAUCGAAGAGUUACCCGGUGUGGGAAGUAGCACAGCUUAUACUCUGAAAAAUAAUAAUUUAGUAACUUGCGGAGAUCUUCAAAAGAUUUCGCUAUUGAAAUUACAAAUGCAUGUUGGCAAAAAAUUUGGCGAGACGCUUCAUCAGUUCUGCCAUGGUAUCGAUAAUCGUCCGCUUACUUAUGGGCAAAUACGUAAAUCGGUUUCUGCAGAAGUGAAUUAUGGUAUACGUUUCAAAGAAUUCAGUGAAUUGGAAACAUUUUUGCGACAAUUAUGCACUGAAGUGCACACUCGCCUUACCGACAUAAAACGACGCACGAAAUGUGUUACACUAAAGGUAAUGGUACGCGCUAAAGAUGCACCCCUUGAGGCAGCUAAAUUUAUGGGUCACGGCGUAUGUGAUCACAUAACAAAAUCAGUUUCACUCUCAGAUUAUACAAGCGACGUAGAAGUGAUCACGCGCACAAUUAUUGCUACUAUGAAGGCACUGACGAUACCACCAAAUGAAUUGCGUGGCAUUGGCAUUCAACUCUCUAAACUAAAUGAUCCUAACGAAAGCAAGGCACGAAAGGAGAAUGCAAUAAUGAAUAUGUUUAGCAAGGUGGCGGAAAAGAAAAAAGACAAAAUCAGUGAACCGUUCGAUAAUAAUAUUGACACUAGUAUCACAAGAGAUAAUGCUGCUACCAUAAAUGCUAAUAUGCCGAUAAUAUAUAAGGCAGCAUCAAAUGAACACAAAUCCGAACAAAACAACAAAGAUCUUGGAAAACGCACUCGAGGUAAGAUUGCUAGUGGCGUCUCGGAGAAAAAAUCGAAAAAUACGCCUGAUAUAAUGGACUUAAUGCAAAAAGCCAAAUCAAAGCAACCGGUCGUAUCGUCGAGUAACACUCCGAGUAUUAACAAUGCCAUACCGAAAGAUAUCGAUCCAGAUGUAUUUGCGGCUCUACCAGUCGACAUACGUAAUGAAAUUUUACAAGCCCACAGUGGAAGUGUACAACAACCAAUGAAAACCGUUACGUCAACUCAACCACUAACUAAUUCGAAUUUAAGCAUUCUAAACGAAAGUGAUUUCCAACCAUCAACGUCCAAAGCAGCCGAACUAAAAAAACAACGUAAACAGCUGCAGAAAUUACAAAAGCAACAAGACCAUCAAGUUAACGCAUAUAAUUUCACAAAAACGCCGCAUAUUGAUCCGGAAUUUUUGGCGGCGUUGCCAAAAGAGUUACGUAUGGAAGUGGAGAAGGAAUAUGCGCAGCUACCUGCAAAUUGUGAGCCACCUGACUUCGUGAGAAAACCUAGCAGCAAGUCACCAGAAAAUUCUGAUGAACAGCGGCACAAAAUACAAAUAUCUACCGACAAUAUUUUCAUGCAAGUGAACUGUAAAGAAAUAAUUUUAGCUUGGUUAAAGAGCGCCGACGAACCAGAAGCAUAUGAUGUUGAUUUGAUUGCCAAACAUGCUGAAGAAAUGGUCAGUACUGAUGAAAUUGAUACACUAUACACGCCGCUAAUAUAUCUCUGCAAGUUAAUAAAUAUCCAGAAGAGUAGUGGUACAACUAGUGAUUGUGUGUGGCACAAAGCCUACCUGGGCAUAAUAAAGGUAGUACAGAAGCGAAUGGCAGAAGCUUAUAACGGCCGUAGUCUGUUUUUGGGCGUAAAGUUGGAAUGUGAUAAAUGUAAAAAUUCGUUAAUAAAGUGAUAAGAACUUCUCUACUUGUUGCUAUAUAACGGAA